Messenger RNA from Thunnus maccoyii (southern bluefin tuna), 5297 nucleotides. RefSeq names its product cAMP-dependent protein kinase inhibitor alpha-like. Gene Ontology annotation, cellular component: nucleus; cytoplasm. Gene Ontology annotation, molecular function: cAMP-dependent protein kinase inhibitor activity. The transcript has 3 exons. Lineage: Eukaryota; Metazoa; Chordata; Actinopteri; Scombriformes; Scombridae. The record is from RefSeq and is a predicted model, not a curated record. Bases 3070 to 3306 code for a protein of 78 amino acids. Gene Ontology annotation, biological process: negative regulation of cAMP-dependent protein kinase activity.
AACAUGUUCACCACCUUAGUUUAACAUGUUAGCAUGUUAGCAAUUGCUAAUUAACAUGAAACACAAAGUACAGCUAAAGCUGAUUUGAAUGUCAUGAGUUUUGCAGUUUUUGGGUCAUGAUCAUAAACCAAAGUAUUGGAUGAAAAAAAUGAGCUGAUGAGGGCAUUAGAUUAAAAGUCAGGGAUCACCAAAGUGACUACAAUUCAUCCUGUGGAGCAUGAAUAUAUCAAAUUUUUGAACCUCAUGUUGGCACUAGAGGAAAAGUUGGGAGAUCAAAGUCUGUAUGAUGCAUCCUCUGGGAACCAUGAAUGUCUGUAUAAAACUUUGCAUCAUGCCGGUAGCAUGGCUAAAAAAGUACUGUUGUCUGGCUGAAUUAAAAGUUAAUAGUCAGAUUAAUACUGAGAUUAUUUCUUAUCUCCAGUGGACUUCCACCUCUGAUAAAUUCUCAUGUAGACUCCAGUCUGCUCAGGUUACAGCUAACUACAUUUCUAUGCAGAAUAAAACAUGACACUGCCCUCACUGAGGUGUGAAUCACGUCCUUUUCUGUAGAAGCAGCUUGUAAAGAUAUUCCUCCUUCUGAAGGUUAACCUUCAUCAAAAAAUCAAAGAGAGAGGAAGGAGCUCUAGAGUCUUUGUCAACUGGAGAAUGAAAACUUGAAUGUUUAUUGAAGAUACUGCAGGUUCUAUUGAUCCACUCCAGAUCGCCAGAAACCAUACAUCCAUUUGAUCAGAUGUACUUUACUGCAAGCAUAAGAAUUUCCUUAAACCAGUGAAUCCACACAGGUGCUUAUCUUUGAUGUCACAUGAUCUUCUAGUUUCUCCUGAAAAAGAGCAUUUUUUUCCCUUGAAAUCAUGUUUUUUGAUAUCUGACCAAAAUCUGAUUAGAUUUUCCUCAAUUCACAGGAGAACAAGUAUUCCUUUCAGUUAAAACAUUAAAAAUGAACAAGAAAAAACCUAUAACAGAGUUUAUGAGAUUUCAUCUUGGUGCAGGUUACAUUAACAAAGAUCAAUUUUGAAUGUGCCCUACUCAAAAAUGUUCAAAAAAGGCUGCAAACAUGGCAGAGUAUACCACAGACACUUCAAAAGAAGAGAGAAAAGAACACUUAAUGUUUUUUUUAUGGACCAAUAAUCACUGGCAGUCUGCUGACUGUGUGGAGCAAAAGACACUAGUAAAACAGACAAGGUGCUACUGGAAAAAGCUACUAAAGGAGGAUUACAGAGAGGCAAAGCAGCCGUGUCUUUGUGGAUCCUGUCACCAGCACAGAUCUAACAGUUAAAUAGCACCACAUGGCUUCUGAAGCUGGCAUGAAUGAUCUGAUCUCAAUUCUUUUCCAUUAAUCAGAUUCCUUUUCAAACUUCCCUAUUGUGUCCUGCUGAAACCCUGCGCCACAAGCACAAAGACAGGAAGGUGUUUCCACAGCAACACAGUCAAGAUGCUCAUACUGGUCACUGUUAGUGCUGGAGUCAUGGGUGUUUAAAGGUCAAUAUAUAUAAAACACUUUUUGUUUAUCGCUACAAUAUAUUGCUCCUUUUAUUCUUUUAUUCAGAUUCUUUUUUUCGAAUACAGAUGGAGCUAAAAUGAUGUGCGACUUGUUGAAGUGAGACACAGUGAGAUGGUUUCAGAAGCUGUACCAAACGCUCACGCUUUACACUAAAUGUACUUUUAUAAUCUUAUAGCCAAAAGAUAUUUGUUGACUGAGCCUGCAUAACAGUGAAUUCAUCUAAGCUGGUUUUCAGAUUGAGUCAUUUUGCUUUAGCUGUAUUCAUUCAUGCUGACAACAGUUCCAUCGUGUGGUUUGUAAAGGUAUUGCAAAGCAUUAUCUCCUUGUAUUAUCUUGUUUUUAUCUUGUGUCCAAUCUAAUUUCAAGUUAUCAUAGAGGAGCAAAUCUGUCACAGACAUCAUCUCUUCUUAUGUAAUCAUUCAAUUGAAUUUUUUUUUUGUUUGUUUCUUUUAGAGAUGUCGAAACAAAAUGUGUUCAAAAUGUUUUCCUCUUCUAAUUAUAGGACCCAGACAUUAAAAAAUUGUUUGAUAGCAGUUGUUUGAUGAAAGCUUUCAAGAAAGACUGUAUAAUAGCCUAUAAAGUUGAGUUACUCUGUCUAUAUAUUGUAUAUAAAAGUGGAUUAACUCUAUACUCUUAAAUCAAAUGUGAGUUUUAUUUAAGAUGUUUUACCGUCCACGACAUCAGUAAAUAGUAAUUCAGUAGCUGCAAUGUGAAUAAAAACCUGCUCAUUGAGUCAUAAAACUGUACACAUUGACUGAAAUGAAUGUACUUACUUAAUGUUCGUGUUGCCUUCAAGUGCUGCAGGAGAUGUAGCGAAUAAGGAGGUGAGUGCAAAUUAAUGAUCUAAUAAAGGAACGUCAGGAUCAUUAUCUGAUACCGAUUAGCUCUUUUGUUUUUAUUUUUUUACUUUUCAACAUCAUUGUACUGUGCUUAUUUUCGUUUGUUCCUUCACUAUAUGUCCCGUUUACGUUUUUAAUUAUGUUUCUUUUUUCAUAUCUAUUUUAUCUCGUCUUUAUCUUUUGAAUCUGUCGUGUAACGUAAUUUUAUUUCAUGAUUAUUAAUGUGAAACACACCAUGAUGCAUUCUGUUCUGGUAGAUAUUUCCGUCUCCACAGCACAGAAAGUUUUUACGAGGUGACCCUGAAGGCAGCAUGCCUCGGUGCUGCUCCGGGCUCUCUCUUCUCAUCCUUUUGUGUCUGUUGUCCAAUCAGCGCUCAGGUGCGGUUUGCUGGCCUGUUCAUUGGUCGCGGAGGAGGAAGAUGCGACGGCGGAGAUGAUGGAGAAUAGACGGAGGACUUUCCAAACCAUCGUAUUAAUCUGAUUAAUAUACCAAUAUUAGCUUAUGUCCACGCGUACUAUUAGUAUAAACGCUUGAAUUAUUUCCUACUGGAGGCUACUCGACGCUGGCGUGUUUUGGAGGUGUUUGGUUUGUGUUUGUGGAUGUUUGCUGUGAUGUCGGGCCCGUCGCGCUGCUCUGCAGGUGAAGUCACUCCCUGAAGAUGUAGCUUCGGGUUACAGCAGUGGAAGAGCUGUCACUGCAGGUGUUGCUGUGUGAAUGAUGCACGAGCGAUGUCUGAUGUUGAGGCCACGUACGCAGAUUUCAUCGCCUCUGGCAGGACGGGCAGGAGGAAUGCCCUGCAUGACAUCCUGCAGAGCCCCACCGACCCUGAGGGGCGAGAGCUGCCCCUUACCCUGUCUCUGUCCCAGCUGCACAUCAACGCAGGAGGGGGAGAUGGAGACGACACUGAGGACAGCCAGAGCUCGUCGUCCUCGGCUCAGAGGGAGUCGGAGCAGAGGAACAGCUAACCAGCCGCGCGUUCCCGCCAGUGGACAGGGUGUUGUCGGAAUGAUCCCUGCCGCCAUUGUGAUGCAGCCAUUUCUUCAAAGCGGGCAGGUAGCUGGAGGGUAGCUGGUCUUAUCGAUACCCUUGCAACACUACCACUGCUGAGGUGCCUAUUAGUAAGGCACUGACCACCUAAAAUCCAAUGGCGCUGUGCUGUUAUGUGAUCACCCAGCGCUCUCGUGGCUCUGCUGUGCACUAGAAUGACAGACUGUUUGCAGGGGUGUAUUUCAGAUUCGGAGUGAAUGGACAGACAGUCGUUCUUGUAAACCUGCUUUUUCUUUCAGUCUUCGUUACUAAACACACAGGCUGGAUGAUUGGAAUAAAAAGAGAAAACAGACAGAAAUCCUGUGUGAGUUUUGUAGUUGUGCAAGCAAUUUGUAAGACCAUUGAGACGUGCUAAUGUAAUGGGUCACAGUGGGAGUCGUAUGUGUGUAGAGGUAGUGAUGCUGAUAGAGAUCCUAUUGCCAGUUAAUGGCUUGUGCUUCCUUUAAAUUGACAAUACUGCGGGGUGAAUUGGACUACUCAGCUGUAGUAAACACCAUGAACAAAAACACCUGUCUAUCUGUGUAAAGGUGUGCUCACUGAUUCUGCUCAAGUGUUUAUACUGUAGAGAGCAGCAGAUUGUAGCAGAGCACUGGGAUGGUGAUGUGAUAGUGUUCUGUUGACACCAACAAUACAAACACAUUUACAGUGAGAAUGGGUGACACAUUUCAGUGGUUGUAGGGUGGAAAACAGAAAUGAUGAUGGUGUACGGUUUUUUUUUAACUUUUCUAAUGAUGCCAUUAUAAUCACAACCUUAAAUGACUAGUUUAACAUUUGGGGAAAUUUGCUUAUUCACUGUCAUGUCGAGGGUCACGUGAGAAAGUUGAUAUUUCUGUCACAGCAGCUAGUUAGCUUAGCUUAGCAUAAAGAGUGGAAACAGGGGGAAACAGCUAGCAUGGCUCUGUGUAAAGAUAACAAAAUCUGCCUAGCAGCACCUUUAAAGUUCACUAUUUAUCAUGUUACAUCUUGUUUGUUUAAAACCAAAGUAUAAAAAAGAACAAUUAAUUCCAUGAAGUAACUGGUACAACCAAGAAAUAGUUCAACAAAUAACCCCCCAUCAGUUUUCAAAUUGUCGUUCUUACCCGCUUCUGUUUCUGUACGAAUUAAACGUAUGAGAUAUGAAUUAAACAACAAGAUAAAUGUGUAAAUUAGUGAGAUUUAUAGAUGCUGGUAGGAGGAUGUUUUUACCUUUAGAAAGAUCCAGGCUAGCUGUCCCAUUUCCACCCUGUUUCCAGUCUUUAUGCUAAGCUAAGCUAACUGGAUUCUAGCUCCAGCUGUAUAUUCACUGUACAGAUAUGACAGCAGUAUCAAUCUUCUUAUCUAACUUUCUGUAAGAAAGAGAUCAAGUAUAUUUCCCAAAAUGGUCGAACUGUUCCUUUCAUGUAGAUAUGCAAUACUGAGUGGAGCUUCCAGUAACUGUAUCAUGUUUGUGUGAAAGUUUCUAUCUCUAUCUGACAUUGAAGCAAAACUACGUCCCUGCUACUUUGUGUGAUAAUGGAUACAUCUCAUAAUUGUCAUCAGUAAAAGACCGUCAUGCAUGCACUUUUAAAACUGUGUAAAAUUUAAAAUGUUGUAAUUUUUCUCCCCAGUUUUACAAAGUAUAAUCUUACUGUAACACUGCAGCUUGACUGUGUCUCAUUCUUGUUCACGUGGACUAUAAGAAGGCAAAUAUAACUCUUCUUUUAUAACACUCACUUGAUCAGGUUUCCAAGAUGUAAACUGCCAUGUGACUGUAGUGACUCACACCCGCUUGGACAACACUGUGUAAACCCAGCUGUUCAUAAUUCAGCAUGUAGGAAUAUGGCAGGUGCAUGAUUUUGCUAAGUGUGUAGCUGUUUUGUCUGACUGUCUUAUGAACAUAUUUUCUACUCCUCGUGUCAAUCAAAGCAAAAUAAAGAAGUGAUGAGAGGGA